Molecule: messenger RNA, 1830 nt
Organism: Hypanus sabinus (Atlantic stingray)
Lineage: Eukaryota; Metazoa; Chordata; Chondrichthyes; Myliobatiformes; Dasyatidae
Gene: igbp1
Product: immunoglobulin (CD79A) binding protein 1
Exons: 6
Coding region: 5-1108 (367 amino acids)
Biological process (GO): regulation of dephosphorylation; regulation of signal transduction
Cellular component (GO): cytosol
Molecular function (GO): protein phosphatase 2A binding
Source: RefSeq, a predicted model, not a curated record
GCGCAUGUGCAGUGAGGGGACCCUCCGUCUCCUAGUGAUGGCGGCGGCUGUGGAGAAGGCAGAGGUUGGGAACGAGGCGGAGGCGACGUGCUCUCAGGCGCAGUCCGGCGAGACGCUGAAACUCUCCGACAUCUUCGAGAACGGCUGGAGGCUGCACGAUGAGGUGGAGAGCAGCAACGAGCCGUCCAACUCGGAGAGCUUUCAGCGCAAGGUGCGGCGGGGGAUGGAGCUGCUGGAACAGGCCACUCGAAUGGUGAACCAGCUGGAUCUGUUCAGUCGAAAUGAAGAAUUGGAAGAAAUUGCCACUUCAGAUGUUAAGUACUUGUUGCUGCCUGUGUUACUAGGAGCUCUUACAAUGAAAUUAGGGAAUACUGCAAAGCGGCUAGAGCAUAUACAAAAGGCCCAAGUCUAUUACAUGGACUUCUUGCAACGUUGCAAAGAUUAUAAUGUAAUGACAUUUGAGUUCCCUGAAACAAUGGAAAAUAAAGAAGAAAAUAACAAAGCAGGUGCUGAUUCCAGUAGACCGACAGUUUCAAGUCAAUCCAGUUUAAUCUCCAUGGCGGUAAAAAGACAGGCGAAAAUUGAAAGGUAUAACAUGAAGAAAGAAACUGAAGCCAAAUUAAAAGAGAUUAAAUCUAUUAUUUGCAGUGGAAAAGCAGAUGAUGAGCAGACAAGGAAAUUUUAUCUAUUGAAUUUACAAAAGUGGAUAAACACAAGUCUAGAAGAAAUUGAGAGCAUAAAUCAAGAAAAACAAAUUUUGAAACGAAUUGGAGAAAAUAAACAACCUCAGGCUACUCGACCACAGAGACCCCCAAUGCAACCUUUUAUCCUUGCUCGAAAUGCAGCUGAAGCCAAAGUGUUUGGUGUUGGUUAUCCAAGUCUUCCUACUAUGACAGUUGAUGAUUGGUAUGAGCAACAUAAAAAGCAUGGUGCUCUCCCUGAUCAGGGGAUUCCAAGAAGUCAAUCAGUUGAUCAGGAAAAUCAAGAACAGGAAGUUGAAAAUGAUAACGAGGCUGAUGAUGAACAGGCCCUGAGAUUGGCACGUGAAAAGGACGACUGGAAGGAUACACACAGACGUGGAUAUGGCAACAGGCAGAACAUGGGUUAGUUGUUCUACUUGGGCUACACUUCAAGUAUCACCGCUCAUCCUGGAGCCAUUGAAAGUGUACUGAGAGUUGGAACCUGCACCAUAUCAAGGUAGAUGUGUCAACCAUGCAGUGUGUGUCCCUCUCUGUCUGUGAGGUCAUCAUUGGUUUCUGAGUUGUCAACAAUUACUUUGUUGGUAGUGCCUUUUCACAAAACAAAUUCAGUGGCCAUAUUGUGAAGUGUGGCUCAAAGCAAAGUGAGGCACUUGUUGCAAAUGCCAUUUAAAACUUGCUUUUUUGGAGUGUGGUAUGGUGAUAAAUGGGUCAGUAGCACUGGGAGUGAGAAAAGGUGUUUGAGUGCACAAAUGUAUAGCUACCACUGACUAUCAAACAUAAGCAAUUGACUUGGGAGUUGCAAUUAAAUGUAAUUAUAGUAACAUUUCUGGAUUUAGUAUUAAGCAGCGUCUGGCAAUCUCAAUCUAAAACUCUAUGUUAUUCCCAUUCUCCAAAUCAGGAGUUCAGAUUCCUCUGCCAGCUUUCUUUUGAUGGUCGUUAACAAACAAAUUGUAAACAUGACUUUUUGAGGUGUGUUUAAUUCCUUGUUUUUGACAUCUGAAUUCCUGUAAUCUGUGCAAAUGUUUAGUAUAGAAAAUGUUUUCCUUGCUUCAUGGUCCUUAGUUUAAGAAGAAACUGUUUUCCUAUGUUAUGAACUGCAAGUUGCCAAAUAAAGAAAACCUUAAGUCUC